Molecule: messenger RNA, 927 nt
Organism: Candida tropicalis MYA-3404
Lineage: Eukaryota; Fungi; Ascomycota; Pichiomycetes; Serinales; Debaryomycetaceae
Product: PIKK family serine/threonine-protein kinase
Exons: 1
Coding region: 1-927 (308 amino acids)
Biological process (GO): protein phosphorylation; telomere maintenance; DNA damage checkpoint signaling
Cellular component (GO): nucleus
Molecular function (GO): protein serine/threonine kinase activity; protein binding
Source: RefSeq, a predicted model, not a curated record
AUGGAGCAAGUGUUCUAUAAAGUGAACAAUAUUUUUGCCAAAGAUAGAGAAUGUAACAAAAGAACAUUGAAAAUUAGAACGUAUAAUGUUGUUCCAUUAGGACCAAAUUCAGGUAUAAUUGAGUUUGUGCCACACUCUAAAGCCUUGAUGGAUGCUGUACAUCCAUAUCAUACCAAGUUGGAUUCAAUGCCAAUAAAAACGGCAAGAGAAAUUAUGAGAAAUUAUCAAUCGUCUGAUACAAAACAAAGAGCAUUUGAAUAUGAAAAGAUCGAGAAACAAAUCAAGCCUGUUUUAAGACUCUUUUUCCAACGAAAUUUCCUUACAGCUGACUCUUGGUUUGAGAGUAGAAUGAAGUAUACACAUGGAACUGCAACUAACUCUAUUGUUGGACAUAUGUUAGGGUUAGGUGAUAGACAUUGUAAUAACAUUCUAUUAGAUACAAGAACUGGUGAACCUAUCCAUAUUGAUUUGGGAGUAGCAUUUGAUCAAGGUAAAAGAUUACCUGUUCCCGAGACUGUUCCAUUUAGAUUGUCAAGAGAUGUUGUUGAUGGGUUUGGAGUAACUGGUGUUGAAGGGGUGUUUAAGAAAAGUUGUGAACAUACAUUUAGAGUAUUGAGAUCAAAUAAGGAACAUAUAAUUUCCAUCUUGGAUGUUUUGAAAUGGGAUCUGUUGUUUGAAUGGACAUUAUCUCCAGUAAAGAAAAGAAAAUUACAGAACGAUGAAGGUGGUGCCGUUGGUAAUGGUGAUACGAAUAAUAUUGCAUCAAGUGAAAGUGAAAGUGAAGCUAGUAGAGCUAUACGAACAGUAGUGGAGAAAUUGAUUGCCAAUGAGUUAAGUACUGAAGCAGCAGUAAGAGAAUUAAUUCAAGAAGCAACAAGUUCACUGAAUUUGGCAUUAAUCUACCAAGGUUGGAGUCCAUUCUAUUAG